Onychomys torridus (southern grasshopper mouse) is the source of this 1285-nucleotide messenger RNA. RefSeq names its product C-type lectin domain family 4 member A-like. Lineage: Eukaryota; Metazoa; Chordata; Mammalia; Rodentia; Cricetidae. The record is from RefSeq and is a predicted model, not a curated record. The transcript is spliced from 6 exons. The coding region runs from base 240 to 944 and encodes 234 amino acids.
CAGCUUUCAAGCUUGGGAGUCUUUAUUCUGAUUGUGGGGGUCGGGCCUCUCUGUCUGUGGCCCGGAGAGUUCCACCCCGUGGUUUUAAAUUCUUAUGCUGUACUCUCAGAGGCUCUUUGCCCACUUAAUGCCUCUGCACCUUCUAGAUGGGAUAAUUAUCACCAUUCUUAUUUCUUGUUUAUAAGAAAAAAAAUUAAGAAUGACGCAGGUUUUCUGAAGAAAGCAGGUCUCUUCUCAAUAUGGCUUCACCAAACAUUUAUACAGACGUGAACUUCAAAACUCAACCUGUUUCCUCAGGCAUUAUCUCAGACUCAUCUUCAGCUCCUCCAAAGAAGACCACCAUUCACAAAAGUAAUCCUGGCUUUCCCACGCUGCUUCUUGCCUCAUUGAUAUUUUUCCUGCUGAUGGCAAUCUUAUCCUCUGUUGCUCUGAUCAUUUUGUUUCAAAUGUAUUCUGAUCUCCUUGAAGAAAAAAAUACUAUGAAACAACUGAAUCACACAAAAUUGGCUUGUAUGAAAGACCACGCAUCUAAGGAAGACAAAGUCUGGAGCUGCUGCCCAAAGAAUUGGAAAUCAUUUAGUUCCCACUGCUACUUCAUUUCUACUGACUCAGCAUCUUGGAGAGAGAGUGAGGAGAAGUGCUCCAGCAUGGGUGCUCAUCUGAUGGUGAUCCACAGCCAGGAAGAGCAGGAUUUCAUCACCAAGAUCCUGAAUCCUAAAGCUGCUUAUUAUAUUGGGCUUUCAGAUCCAGGUCAUCGACAGUGGCAAUGGGUUGAUCAGACACCAUACAAUGAAAAUUCCACGUUCUGGCUCCCAGGUGAGCCCAGCAGUGACCAUGAACAAUGUGUCAUAAUAAGUCCUCCAUAUUCUGGUUGGGGCUGGAAUGAUGUCCGUUGCAGUGAUAAACAGAAGUCAGUUUGUCAGGUGGAGAAAAUAUACUUCUGAAUCAAUCAUUCUUCAUGGACAUGGGAUGGCCUUUUUAUCCACCAUUACACAGACACCUGGAAAGACCUUCUUGUGGAAGAGAUGACCAUAGCAAUUUAGGUAGGCAGCCAACAGUUUUACAUAUGAUAAUACUGGUCCCCAUAUAUACUAUUUUAUUCAUCCUUAACUCUUUAUAUAGUGAGAAUUUUCUGUAUUCUAGAGACUCUACAGGAUCCUUUGUGCAUAUGUGAAAGCACACCAGCCGCUGUGUCCAUCCUUAGAUUCCUAAAGUCUUAUUUGAUGACAGAAUUGUAUGGUGUGAAUCUCUGUCUUUGUUCCUCUGUCUUUGGAUUUAUUGAUGU